UUUGGGUGACGCCAACUCGCUUCCAUUUUCCUCCGCCUCUGGUUGUCAAGAAGAUGGCAGCUUCCAGGCAGGCAUGAGAGGAAAUACUUCUUCUAAAAUCGAAUGAAUUUGGAUAAUUACCUGAAGAUAAGACCACAUACCCGUGUUUUUGAAUUUUCUGCAUCGAAAUACAAUCAUGUCUGCCCCUGGCUCCGCGGUGUCUGGGACCACGGCGUCGGUUCUGCAGCCGCGGUGGAAACGGGUCCUCGGAUGGUCCGGUCCCGUUCCCCGGCCCAGGCACGGGCACAGAGCUGUUGCUAUAAAGGAGCUUAUGGUUGUCUUUGGCGGUGGAAACGAAGGGAUUGUGGACGAAUUACAUGUAUACAACACUGCAACAAACCAGUGGUUUAUCCCAGCGGUUCGUGGUGAUAUUCCACCUGGAUGUGCUGCAUAUGGUUUUGUCUGUGAUGGCACUAGAUUGCUGGUGUUUGGUGGAAUGGUGGAGUACGGAAAGUACAGCAACGAUCUCUACGAACUACAGGCCAGCAGAUGGGAAUGGAAAAAGUUAAAAGCAAAAAACCCGAAGAACGGUCCCCCUCCUUGUCCUCGUCUCGGCCACAGUUUCUCGUUGGUUGGGAACAAAUGCUACUUGUUUGGUGGACUAGCCAAUGAUAGCGAAGACCCCAAAAACAACAUUCCCAGAUACCUGAAUGACCUGUACACACUUGAGCUUCGCGCAGGCUCCAGUGUGGUAGGAUGGGAUAUCCCAAUCACAUAUGGCGUUCUGCCUCCUCCUCGGGAGAGCCACACUGCUGUUGUAUACACAGAAAAGACAAGCAGGAAAUCUCGCCUGAUAAUCUAUGGAGGGAUGAGUGGUUGUCGCCUUGGGGACCUGUGGACACUUGAUAUUGAUACCCUGACAUGGAACAAACCAUCCGUAAACGGGACAGCACCGCUCCCCAGAAGUCUUCACUCUGCCACCACCAUCACAAACAAGAUGUAUGUUUUUGGAGGAUGGGUUCCAUUGGUAAUGGAUGAUGUCAAAGUGGCCACGCAUGAGAAGGAGUGGAAGUGCACCAACACUCUUGCCUGCCUGAAUCUAGACGCCAUGUGUUGGGAGACAGUACUGAUGGAUACUCUUGAAGACAACAUCCCUCGGGCCCGUGCUGGCCACUGUGCUGUGGCCAUCAACUCUAGACUCUAUGUAUGGAGCGGCCGCGACGGUUAUCGUAAAGCCUGGAACAACCAAGUCUGUUGUAAAGAUCUAUGGUACUUGGAAACCGAGCGGCCACAUGCCCCUGCUAGGGUGCAGUUAGUUCGUGCCAACACAAACUCUCUUGAGGUUAGCUGGGGCGCAGUCUCAACUGCCGACACCUACUUACUGCAGCUGCAGAAAUAUGACAUCCCUGCAACUCCAGCUGCAGCCUCGCCAGUCAUGAGUGCCAGUCCCGUGCAGCCUUUGAACUCUCCAAAGAGCCCUGCACCGGUGGCAGCAGCAUCCUCUGCUCAAAGCUUACCCCAGACAGGUAUUAUAGUGACCGACGAUUCCUCUUUUCAAGCUAUGUUGUUUGCACUAAAAGAAGAAAAACUAAUUAAUUGCAAAACAAAGUUUGAUCGUCUCUUCUCUUAUGUGACAGCUGUCUUAAAGGUUGCAGCUCAACAGUCUGCCACAGGCACGUCUGUUGUCACAGUCCGCCCCAGCCAGCCUGGGAAAUCUCCCGUCACAGUGACAUCCCUUCCACCAGGUGUCCGUAUGGUGAUGCCGGCGCAGACCACCCAGGGAUCGCCAAUUGGUAGUAGCCCUCAGAUGAGCGGCAUGGCAGCUUUGGCUGCAGCAGCUGCUGCAACACAGAAGAUCCCGCCCUCUUCUGCAGGAACUGUCCUAAAUGUUCCUGCAGGGGCCACCAUUCUCAAAACAGUAGCUGUUUCGCCUGGCACAACCACAAUGAAAAUGGCAUCUCCACUUAUGGUCAGUAACCCGGCUACUCGAAUGCUGAAGACUGCUGCAGCCCAGGUGGGCACAGGGACUGCGUCCUCUCCCACCAACACCAGACCCAUCAUCACUGUGCACAAGUCUGGUGCAGUCACAGUGGCUCAGCAGGCCCAGGUGGUAACCACGGUGGUGGGUGGGGUCACUAAGACAAUCACCCUGGUCAAGAGUCCCCUCACCAUGGGGAGCGGCGGCACAUUGAUUUCCAACCUUGGCAAGAUGAUGUCUGUGGUACAAACCAAGCCAGUGCAGACAUCCGCUAUCACAGGCCAGGCGUCUACUAACCCUCUUACACAGCUCAUACAGACAAAGGGUCCCCUCCCAGCCGGCACCAUCCUGAAGCUGGUGACCUCUGCUGAUGGCAAGCCCACCACCAUCAUCACCACUUCCCAGGCAGGGGGCACAGGAAACAAGCCCCAUAUCCUCAACAUCAGUGGCGUCUCUCCUAGCACCACUAAGCAGGGCACCACCAUCAUCAAGACUAUCCCUAUGUCGGCUCUCAUGUCCCAGUCUGGAGCUACAGGUCUAAACUCACGUGUGACCAGCAGUGGAGGCAUGAAAUCGCCAAUCACAAUCCUCACCACAAAGGUGAUGACCACCGGAACCCCUGGCAAAAUAAUCACUGCAAUGCCCAAACUGGGCACUGCAGCUGGCCAACAGGGAUUGACACAGGUGGUUUUGAAGGGUGCGCCGGGUCAACCUGGCACUAUUUUGCGCACAGUGCCUAUGAGCACAGUCGGUGGUGUUCGACUUGUUACACCAGUGACCGUAUCCGCUGUCAAGCCUACUGUCACCACUCUGGUUGUCAAGGGGACCACUGGUGUCACCACUCUUGGUACGGUCUCCUCAAGUCUGGCAGGAGGCACAGUGGACAGUUCCAACGCCUCUCUGGCCACCCCCAUCACCACACUGGGAACCAUCGCUACUCUGUCCAGCCAGGUCAUCAGCCAAGCUGCCAUAACUGUUUCAGCUCCUCAGACCAACCUGACUUCUGUCUCCACAUUGCCCUCGUCUACCAUGGCGGUGCAAAACCAGCCCACCCAGGUGACUUUGAUCACAACUCCCAGUGGCGUAGAAGCUCAACCAGUGCAGGAUCUACCAGUGUCCAUCCUUGCUUCACCAACCUCUGAGCAGCCCAGCUCUUCUGAGGCUGGAGCAGCUGGUGAAGGCUCUGGAACCGUCACCCUGGUCUGCUCCAACCCGCCAUGUGAAACCCACGAGACAGGAACUACCAACACAGCGACCACCUCUUCGGCCUCCAUGGGAGCAGGACAGGUCUGUUCUAACCCGCCCUGCGAGACUCACGAGACUGGAACCACCAACACCUCCACCAUCUCCUCUGCUGCAAUGGGAGCAGGACAAGUGUGUUCCAACCCACCGUGUGAGACCCACGAAACCGGCACCACCAACACCGCCACAACUGCAUCAUCAAACAUGUCUGCGCCGCGCAUGUGCUCGAACCCACCAUGCGAAACCCAAGAAACUGGAACUAACACAGCCACCACAGCGUCUGCUAACAAGGAAGAAGUUCAGCAUCAGUGUUCCAACCCACCAUGUGAGACCCACGUAACCGGCACCACCAACACAGCCACCCAAUCAUCAUCUAACAUGAACACAAAUGAGACGACGACAACCGCGCAGAGGGUGUCCUCCAACCCACCCUACGAAACGCACAAGACUGGAACCACCAACUCCCAGUCCACAGCCUCCUCCAACAUGGGAAGCGACCAGACCACCACAUCGACCGGCCAGGUCCAGAGGGUGUGCUCCAACCCACCCUAUGAAGCACACAAGACUGGAACCACCAACUCCCAGUCCACAGCCUCCUCCAACAUGGGAAGCGACCAGACCAGAACAUCCACAGGCCAGGUCCAGAUGGUGUCCUCCAACCCACCCUGUGAAACACACAAGACAGGGACCACCAACACCCAGUCCACAGCCUCCUCCAACAUGGGAAGUGACCAGACCAGUACAUCCACAGGCCAGGUCCAGAUGGUGUGCUCCAACCCACCCUGUGAAACACACGAGACUGGGACCACCAACACCCAGUCCACAUCCACCUCCAACAUGGGAGGCAACCAGACCAGUACAGCCACAGGCCAGGUCGAGAAGGUGUGCUCCAACCCACCCUGUGAAACACACGAGACUGGGACCACCAACACCCAGUCCACAUCCACCUCCAACAUGGGAGGCAACCAGACCAGUUCAGCCACAGGCCAGGUCGAGAGGGUGUGCUCCAACCCACCCUGUGAAACACAUGAAACGGGUACAACUGCCACAGCCACCACUGCCACCUGCAACAUGGAGACUGGUGAAGGCACAGCCCAGCAGACAGAGGAGGGAGCGGAAAGUACCAGCAGCCUAGAAGUUAAUGCAGCCCCCGCCCCCACUUCCAACACCACUGCAGCAGCUGCAGCUGGCAUGGUUACCACAACUCAGGGCAGGGCCAUCACCACUGUCACUCAAUCAACACCAGCCCCUGGACCCUCUGUGCCAUCGAUCUCAUCGAUCACAGAGGGUGUGAGUACUGCUGCCAGCUCCACAGAGGAACCCAUGCAAACUGAUGAGACUGCAACAACAGAUGGUGUAGAGGAGGGAGCCAGCGCUAUGGUGACACAAGCAGAGGGAGAUGCAGCCACCGCUGCCACCUUGAAUCUGCCCUCAGAGCUAAUGUCUGAGGGUCAGGGCGCCACUCUCAUGGUGACGGGGCUGUCGGACGAGGAGCUAGCUGUGACUGCAGCAGCGGAGGCCGCUGCACAGGCAGCAGCCACUGAAGAAGCCCAGGCCCUCGCUAUCCAGGCUGUCCUCCAGGCUGCCCAGCAAGCAGUAAUGAAUGAGGGCGAUUCCACUGGAGAGAACCAGCAGCCCACCACCAUCCCCAUCAUGUUAACCCAACAGGAGCUUGCAGCACUGGUCCAUCAGCAGCAGCAGCUGCAGAUGCAGGAAGCUCAGGCUGCAGCCCAGCAGGCCAGUGUGGACGCAAGUUUGCCCACUGAGGGCCUCGCCCCCGCCGACAGCCUCAACGACCCCUCGGUCGAGAGCAACGGGCACAAUGAGAUGGCUGCGGCAGUCACCAGCGCCGUAGCUUCACUUCUCCCGCGUACCACCGCUGAGACACUCAUUCCAUCAAGCACAUUUGCACCCUGUGUAUCGGUGGCGAGUCCUGCCAAGCUGCAAGCAGCGGCCGCUCUAGCGGAGGUCGCCAAUGGGAUCGUGGGGGAGAAGCAAGCCCCUCAACCAACCCCAGUGAAGCCUGUUGUAAAGAAAGAGAACCAGUGGUUUGAUGUUGGAAUUGUGAAAGUGACAAAUAUGGUCGUCACACACUUCUAUAUGCCAGGAGACAGUUCUCAAGGAGAUGACGACUCUGGCGUCAUGCCAGACUACGGCCAGAUGAAGAAAAUGGAGCUGCAGCCCGGCACGGCUUACAAGUUCCGUGUUGCCGGAAUCAACGCUUGUGGCCGCGGGGCUUUCUCUGAGAUAUCCGCCUUCAAGACCUGCCUACCAGGCUUCCCAGGGGCACCUUGCGCCAUCAAAAUCAGCAAGAGCCCGGACGGUGCCCACCUGACCUGGGAGCCGCCCUCUGUGACGUCCGGGAAGAUCAUUGAGUACUCUGUGUACCUCGCCAUCCAGAGCAACCAGACCGCCGAGGCUAAGGCCUCCACCCCGGCCCAGCUAGCCUUCAUGCGUGUGUACUGUGGACCCAACCCAUCCUGCUUGGUGCAGUCGUCCAGCCUCUCCAACGCCCACAUUGACUACACCACCAAGCCAGCCAUCAUCUUCCGCAUCGCGGCCCGCAACGAGAAGGGCUACGGUCCCGCCACCCAAGUCCGAUGGCUGCAAGAAUCCGGCAAAGACGCCGCCUCUGCAAAACCGGCCGCCAAAAGACCAGGCACCUCUCCUGAUACCAAGUCUACUGGUCCAAAGAAAGCAAGGACGGACCAGUGAGGUUGCCCAGAGACCCCUACCCGUCUUUUGUCCUUUUUUUCCACUCGCUGUCCUUUUUAUCAGGAAGACUGACCUUCACCCUUCAUCCUCAUCCUAGUCUCAUCCUCCACCCUCAAGUCUCAAUUCAAGACGGCAAUGGAGGCAAAACAAGCGUAUGAUGCCGAGAUGAAAGUCAAUCUGAGAUGUUUCUGUAGAUAAAAAAAAACUCCUUCCUCCUCGUUAUGUUGGUUGUACUAUUUUUAUAGCAACACAAACUUAGAAGCACAUUACCUUUUUUCAGUCACAUCCCCUCCUAUCGUUUAACAUUUACUUUUGGCUUAUUUCAGUAGUUAAGCAGUGUAGAGAAGAAUUUCCAUCUUUCACAAAUGGGAAGCCAGCUCGAGCUCACUCUUAUCUUUUGUUUUUUUGUGUUGUAAAUCCUUGGGGGAUGUAGAGAGAGACUACACCAGUUGAUGUACAGUGUUGAAACAGGCUGUGGAGGCAUGAGUUUAGCUGAGAGGAAACAUCGGUAUGGAUACAAAUAAAGCACUUGUCCUCAGCGACAGAGGACAUCAUUCUUUUCCUUCCUUUUUUUUUUUUGGUCAAAACAAAUUUGCUUCAUUGAGAACCACGUCUGUAUUCAUCGUGCUGGACUCCAGUCUCCUGUAAAUGUCAUCAAUGUGCGCUUUUGACCCCAAGAUGAGGACUGUUGGCAGACACUUCAAAGUGGACAAAAAAAAACGACGAAGAGAUUUGUAGAAAAUGAAUGACUCACUUGCUCGAACUGAGACUUGCAGCACACACAAACACACACAAAAAUCCUCCCAAAAAAUUAGCAAGCAGCAAGAUCUUUUGUGUAGUUUAUUUUUGUAUUUUUUAAGCAUUUUUUCCCCUCCUGCGUGUGUAUGUCGUGUGCAUUUUUAAAAACAUCACCUUUUUUUAAACAGUUGUUCAUCCCCCAUAGUUUGUGUUGGUGGGAAGAUUGGUGGCUGUGUUGUGGUUGCCGCUCACUUUUUAAAAAUCUUUAUUAAGUUGGUUCUAUGUUCUUGUUCACAGAAGGUAACAAAAGAGAGAUGAACUUUUGUAUUUGUUCCAAGUAGAACCCACAGAGGUUAUAGGACUGAAGGGAACUUUGAAGUGGACCCAGAGAGAGAUUUUACUUUGUUUACUACUCAACGCUUGUGUUGCUUUGUUUGCCAAACGUGGAAUUUGCCGGGUAUGAGGAAAACAUCUGGUCUUAUCGUACCUUACCCGCCCAAAACAUCCUGAUCAGUUGUCCUGCCCUUUUUAUGCUCAUGAAUGUGGCGUCUCACCUCUUUAAUUUUUAGAAUGGCAAAUUAUAUUAGUCUACGUAUUUUCCCUUUCCUAUUGAUGUAUGUGAAUCCAUUUAAUAAAUUUUAACUUUUGUUUUCCUUCCACGGCUCUGUAUUUCAGACUAUUGAUGGUGUGCAGCUUACUGUGACGCGUUAGCCUGUAUGUCUUUGGAAUGGGGAUGUCUCGGGAAGAAAGCUUACGUAGUCGGAGUGUACUCACUUGUAAAUUAGUUCCUACAUAGAACAAGAAUAAAACAAACAAAAAAAACUACAAUAUCUUGGCCUUUUAUAUAAUUACCCGUAACACACAUUUUACAUGUUGGUCAUCUCUUGAUUGCCUUUUGUGUCUUCUAAAAGAAACCUAUGUAUAUAUUAUAAUGUUUCUUUUAGAAGCUGUGUGUGUCUCCCUGAUGGUUUUGAUUUGAUUUGCUUCUGUUGAGCUGAUUCACUGUACGAGUCUGAAUCACUGAUGGUUUCAUUACGGUAUAAGAAGUUGUACAGGGAGGACGUUUCUGACUGGACAUGAGUGUAUAUCUACUUUGUAAGAGCAGAUUCAGUUAUGGUAACGGCCAGGAACAUCAGAGCCAAGGUUUUUGCUUGCCGCCUUUUUUCUGACGGGCGCCUUGGUUUCCAUUUGUGGUUUCGUCCCUUAUUUCUUACAAAAAAAAUGACUUCUCUCAUAUGCAUUCAUAAUUUGUGUGUGUCAGUUCGUCUGUUGAACAAAACUAGACAUGCAUGCAAAAGCAGUGUAUUUUAGUAGUGAUGCCUUAAGUUAGACCAUAAACUGGUUCUCAGAAAAAGUAAAAAAACAUUUAAUGAGUUUGUUCCUCGCUCCAUGUGGUAUACAAUUGUGUCCUUUCCUUCCACAGCACCUUGGCGGGGUCACUAUUUUUGCACCCUCGUUAGAUAGGUUGUCAUCAGCAGUGCCGAGGUCUCUGAACUCUACCUCCCACACUGGGACAAGCGCUGCUCUCAGCAUUCACAGGUGUUGCGAGUUUCUCUCGGCUCUUUGCAGGUUAUCUGGAAAUGUCCUGUAUUUUCCAAUGUUUGUUUUUUUUGUACUGUAGGGAGUAAUGUAUCUUUUAUCAUCAAAAAAUAAAGAUGUUAAACAUAAACAUGA
Molecule: messenger RNA, 8326 nt
Organism: Pungitius pungitius (ninespine stickleback)
Lineage: Eukaryota; Metazoa; Chordata; Actinopteri; Perciformes; Gasterosteidae
Gene: hcfc1a
Product: host cell factor C1a
Exons: 27
Coding region: 176-5914 (1912 amino acids)
Biological process (GO): regulation of DNA-templated transcription; chromatin remodeling
Cellular component (GO): histone methyltransferase complex
Molecular function (GO): transcription coactivator activity; protein binding
Source: RefSeq, a predicted model, not a curated record